Messenger RNA from Glossina fuscipes, 5595 nucleotides. It is a transcript of the gene pns, whose product is annotated as DENN domain-containing protein 5B. NCBI's taxonomy places the organism in Eukaryota, Metazoa, Arthropoda, Insecta, Diptera, Glossinidae. The record is from RefSeq and is a predicted model, not a curated record. Gene Ontology annotation, molecular function: guanyl-nucleotide exchange factor activity; small GTPase binding. Bases 609 to 5123 code for a protein of 1504 amino acids. The transcript has 16 exons.
UAUUUAACAGCGGAAUGUUUUGUUAUCGGUUCGUAGUAAUAAGUAAAAAGAUCUCUUUCUUUAUUGAUAUCUCGAAAUAUUUUUUAAUUUUAAGUUUUCUCGUUAAUCUCAGUGCAACUAAUAAAUAUAGUUCAUAAAAUUCUAAUUUGAUCAUAUUUCAAAGUCGACAUAAGUAAAUUCCCUAUUAAUUUUUCUUAUUUGAAAAGAAAUGCAAACCACUUUGCACAUGAGAAACAAUGGAAAAGAAAAGCACCCUUGUUUUUUAAAAUAAAAAUAAUCAAUUAAAAGAAAAGGGUUUUCAAUAUAAAAUCUUCAUGUAAAGCAGAAAAAGUUGCAGCCGUUAAAUAAAAAACUAAAUUAAUAGAACUUCAAAAAAUUGUGAAAAGUUCAUUUAUUGGAGAAAAGUGACAAAAAGGGAACAAACUGCGUCCUUGAGAUUGAUAGAAAAGCUUGGCUUUCGUUUUCCUAUGUGUAUAUAUACAUAUAUAUAUAUAUGUAUAUAGAAUAGUAUAUGCGUAUAUAUGCAUAAACACGUAUGAAAGAUAUAAAAAAAUUUAUGAGAUUUCUUUUCAAGACUAUCUCGAGCACCACGCAUAGUGGUAAUUUCUAUGGAUGAUGGGGACAAAGGUAUUGAAAACAAUUUAGUCCUGAAAAAUCCGAACGAGGCGACAUUAAAGCCAUCCAAACCAAUAUCCACGUCAACAAGAUCUAAUCCAACGCUUUGCGAAAAGCAGCAGAAAUCACUUAGUUGCAGUAAUGACAACAACGGCAGCCAGACAUGCAAUGUACCAUUUGUAAUUAGAGGCAAAUUUAUUGAUAGCGGAAACAUUGAUAUAAGUUGUGCAAUGAUGCCAAAUCAAAGUGAUAAUUCCGCAUCACCGCCUUCGCCAUCAUUAACUUCUUCGUUGUCUGGCUUUAACGAUGCGACAACUUUGAUAGAAUUGCGUCAAUUAAAGCGGGAUUGUGAUCCCCAGUUUUCACGUUUUGCUGAUUAUUUCGUAAUAUGUGGUUUAGAUUUCGAUACUGGCUUAGAAUCGGACCGAUUUACAGGUGAUAAUUUGCAUUGCUGUCCCUUGGAUCGGGCAUAUAAAAGUAAACCUUUGGCUCAUUACCCUGAAAAUGUUUCCUGGAAUCCUUUUGAUGCUCAUGGCAUAUGUAUGCUUUCACUGCCUCAGGGAUUACGCUUUCGUACACAAAAACAUAAUAUUGAGCCGAAGUUUCAUUCUUUUGCAACAACACGUGAGGAUGGCAAGCGGUGUUACGGCUUUAGUCUUGUCUUCUAUGAAGAGAUCCGUAAUCGUAAUAUUUGUAGCGCAAUGCAUACAUUACAGUCGAUGUUUAUUACGGAAUUAUCAAGCGGCCAACAAUCGCAUUCUUUGUCGCGUGUUAAAGAUGGCCCAGUGAGUCGAUCUUUGCCUCGUCAUUUUAAAGUGGCAGGUCAAGCGCCCCAAUCAGCACAAAGUUAUUAUGAUAUUACUAAGGAUAAACUUUACGUUGCCAAAAGUAUUUCAUUAAUAUGUCAGAUACCGUAUUCAUUUGCAGCUGAAGUAUUUCUCACAAAUUUGUACAAGUGCCUUCCGCGUCAACCCGGACCAGGUAUAAGUCUCGAAUCAUAUGUCUACAACAUAUUGUAUGAAGUAAUGUUACCUCAGCCAGGCAAAUCAAUACGUAUAUACCUGCCUCCGGAGGAAGCACAUUUAUCAGCUGUAGCUCUGACUUUGCAACGACCAGAUCCUACGAGCGAAUUACCUUUACUCGAUUUUCCUUUGCGUUUAUUGUUUACUUACUUGGGAGUGGAGUGCGUUAUACAAUUGCUUACCUGCGUCUUGCUAGAAAAUCAAGUUCUAUUACGAUCAAACGAUUAUCAAAAGCUUAUGACUGUUGGCGAAUGCAUUACAUCCAUUCUGUUUCCAUUUGUAUGGCCCCAUGUAUAUGCCCCUAUUUUGCCAGCUGCCUUACAUCAUUUUUUGGAUGCUCCGGUACCGUUUGUUAUGGGCUUACAUGCUGAGUGCGAAGCAGCAAACAAGAUAGGAUCUGAAGCGGCACUUUGCUUUCUAGAUAUCGACAGAAAGGUUAUACAAUUGCCUGAAGAAUUGCCAGCGUUUCCACAUAAAACGGACUUUAUGGCUGAAAUUAUAUCGGUACUAGACAAGUUCGAAAUAGAACGUGAUCGCGCCCACGAACCAAAUUUAAAAAACGGAUAUUCGUCGAGAGACUUUGAUGUGAUGAUAAACAGUUGCACAUUACCAAGUGGCAUACAGGCAGCUAAAAGGGGCAAGGAUCGUUUUCAACAAUUACAGGAAACGGUCUAUACAUUAGGCUCCCCUGAUAUUGGGACCCAUCACAAUUUACACUAUCAACCUUUAAUUGCUCAUCCUACGAAAAUUGACCAUGUGCCACGCAUUGCAGAUUUCCUAAGACGCAAGGGUACGCCCCGAACUUUAUCUCCGGUAGCUGGUGGUGAAUGCAUUGACGCCGCUACUCCCAUCUCCGUUACAAUGUCUCCAACAAGGUCUCUUAGCAAAGAAAUAAAAGCAAUUAUACCAAAGCUAACACCUGAACAGCAAUACUAUCAGGAUUUACGCAUAAACAUUGCGUUACGUGAAAUAUUCCUCAAUCGUUUUGUACACAUGUUUUUUGCCUAUGACUUUUUUGUCAUCUAUCCAAAUCAGGAUCGAGAGGAGUGGCUUUCGAAUCGUGAAACUUUACAAAAUUUUGAUAAAUCAUCUUUUCUAUCAGAUCAACCAGAACAUCACAAACCAUUUCUAUCACGUUUUCUUGAAUCUCAAAUGUUUGCUACUUUAGUCGAUAACAAAAUACUCUCCGUCUGGGACAAAGAACCAGAUACUAAUUUACAAAUUUUCGAUCAACGCGUAAAAUUAUUAAGGAAACGUCACGGUGAAAAUAUGAUAUGUGCUACUAGCUAUGAACCGUGCGUAAUGAGCCACGGGGUUCAGCAGUUGUUUGAAAAACGCCUAAAUUGUGUUGAUAUUGAAGUAACACCGCCAAGUGAAAUACUUUCCAAUCGUGCGGCUUAUUUUCGUAGCUUCCCCGUAUUGGAUAAAAACGUCUUAAAUCAGGAAUGUGCAUCGAGAGGCAGCAGUUUGAGACGUGUAAAAAACGGUAAUAAAUGGCGUGCCAAAGAGAUCAAUUUGGAACAAAAAACAAAUGUCUCAAGUAAUGCUUUAAAUAGAUUAUCGGCAAACUUAAGCACAACUGAGUUGAGUCCGGCUUUGAUUGCUCAGGCUAAUUGGACGUUUGUGGAAAGAUUAUUAAAAUUUCUUUUACAGGAUAUUAAAUCAAAAACCAAACGUAUGUUAUUAGAAAAAAUGGGAACGGAAGCAGUAUCACUGGGCCUUAAUAAAAAUAGUGACGGCAUUGAAGAGAAUACAUUAAUUGCUUCAUUGUGUGACCUAUUGGAGAAAAUAUGGUCACAUGGCCUGCAAAGCAAACAGGGGAAAUCAGCGCUGUGGACCCAUUUGCAAGCCUAUUUAGAAUUACAAGAAGCACGUGCUAAAGGCUCUGUGAGCAACAGUAGCAUUACCACUCAUAGUGCAACGAAUAUUUCAACAAAAGCUCUUCACGCUAGCGGGAACGAGGUAGAAGUUACCAGUAAUUAUGCCGUAUCUGCUCCAGCUUUAGCCUGGAAUGUUAUGCGUAAGCGUAUGGAUUAUUUGUCGACUUUUCAAACAGACAUAGAAAGUCCCCAUAGUCCCAACCGCAGUCGAUCAAGGGAUCCGAACAAAUUUGUAGGAUUAGAACAAUUGUGCCCUUUGCCUGAAUCUUUGGAAUUUGACGUAAAAAAUGUGAUGGCUUUGGGUGAUAUUAAGACACAAUUUGGUUACACAAGAGCUUGGGUACGACUCUCAUUGGAAAAGAAGUUACUAUCGCGACAUUUUCGCACCUUAUUAUCCGACGAAGCUCUUUUACGUUCCUUAUAUAAACGAUCAGCAUUUUUGAGAUGUGAAGACGAGAAAGAGCAGUUUCUCUUCCAUCUUCUUAGUUUGAACACAGUCGAUUAUUUCUCUUUCACAAACACUUAUCCAACAACAAAACUUCCCUAUCGUGUUGUAAUAUUCCCAUCACGUAAAUAUGGCUCAUAUCAUAUCUCCAGUAAUGCUUGGAUCAUUAUAUCCGGAACUCUAAAUGAAACUCAACGUGUACCAAUACCUAAAGGGUCUCUGGAAUUUAUAUUUCAUUACAAAAAUUUGGGUCUAUUAACAACUAUGCGCAUUGGUCACGAUAAUGCUGGCCCAGCAAAUAAGUGGCUUGUAGAACAUGUGGUCAUGCGCAACGAAGUAACCGGUCACACUUAUAAAUUUCCAUGCGGCCGCUGGCUUGGCAAAGGAGUAGAUGAUGAUUCCACUGAACGUUUAUUGGUUGGGCAAAGGGCAUCAGUAAAUGUUAGAAACACUGAAUUAAUGCCAACUUGUCGUACUCCCCCACGAAAUCGCAGCCCAAGUAUUCAGCGUGGUCAGGAUUUGCCACCGCCUUCUGAAAUUCAACACAAAUUGGGCAAUUGUGUUAAUGUUAUAGUUAAAUGGCACUAUAAACCCAGUCGAGAUCGCAACGUGGGCAGCUUAACAAAUUUAUUAUGCGGUGAUAAUGGUUUAGUAAAAUGUUUGGAAAAUGUUUUUUUAUGUGGUUUUCGUUCAACGCGUUUUUUCGGACGUAACCUUUAUGUUUGGGAUUAUUUUAUUAAAAUCAAGGAACAAUUUGAACAAUAUUUACAACAAGAGCAGCAACAGCACUGGAAUGAAUUAAGUUCCAAUUUGGACCUAUCCAUCGAUGAAGAAGGGGCUAGUUCGCAGCAGCGUCGCGAAUUAAGUGUUGUAUGGCGCUACUACAUACAUUUGGUAGAUGAAAUAAAUAAUGCUGGAAGCACAUUAGGUAAAGAUGGAAAAUUUCAAUUGCUAAUGUGUCUAAGCUUAAGAGAACAUUUAUUGACUCGUAUGAUACCAAUCAUGGCUAUGACAAAAGUUACGCAAGAAAUGUAUGAGGAUGACAGUUUUCUUAAGCGUAAAAAUUUAUUGACAUUUCUUAUACAAAUCUUGGAACCGUUAGAUGAUUGUCAUAUAGUACUGGAAAAUUCCAUAACUCAAGGCAUUCCUUCGCAAUGUUGAAAUGAAUGUGAUGUGAAUCAAAGGAUAUGUUUAAUUUCCCCUUUAUAUACUCAUAAAACUUAAGCAAAUUGAAUUUAAAACUUGCCCUCCAAUAACUUAUAAUUAAUUAUCCUUAAUUAAGAAUUAAGAAGGAAAGCAAUCUCUUAAUCCUUAUAUAGAAUCGAACCAAAGCAGUGCAACAAAAAAGAGAUUUUAAAAAUUCAGAUUGUAAAGCAAUUCAACCAAAGCGUUUAUUACAUAUAGCUUACAACGGCAUGUAACCGAUGUCUGCAAGUAAAUGUAUGCGUAUAUAUUAGUACAACUAAAUAAUAUAAUGAUAAAUGAAAUUAAAAAACUUAUUCAGUGUAAUUAAGAAGGUAGCUAAAUGUAUGAAGUUCAUGUUGUACUUCGUUUAUAUACUUGCCAAAGUAACUUUUUAUUUCGCUUUAAUCAUUUAAUUAUUUAUUCACUUAAGUUUCUUUUCAUGCUUUUU